Molecule: messenger RNA, 2981 nt
Organism: Frieseomelitta varia
Lineage: Eukaryota; Metazoa; Arthropoda; Insecta; Hymenoptera; Apidae
Gene: P5CDh1
Product: delta-1-pyrroline-5-carboxylate dehydrogenase, mitochondrial
Exons: 7
Coding region: 199-1905 (568 amino acids)
Cellular component (GO): mitochondrial matrix
Molecular function (GO): L-glutamate gamma-semialdehyde dehydrogenase (NAD+) activity
Source: RefSeq, a predicted model, not a curated record
AGGUUUAGUUCGAUGGUUGCCAGUUGCCACUGUCGACUUUCGUAGUUUCGACAGAUCAGCAUCCUGAUCGGUCUCUCUCUUUAUAGUGAUUACAGUGUGCAAAAUUCAUUGACAAUUUUGCAAAACUUUUACGACGAACGUGAAAGUGUUCAUACAAAAAAUUCUUACGGUAUAUAAGUCAAAAGAAUCGAACUAACAAUGUUGAGUCUUUGCCGUCAAGCGUUAAUAGUUAACAGUCAAAAAGUGAGUGCAAGGUGCUUAGGAACGAUAAUACCAGUACCAAAUCCUAUUGACUUUCCCUUGGAAAAUGAACCUGUGCUUAGUUACAAAAAAGGCAGCCCUGAGAGGGCAGAAUUGGAAAGGACUUUGGAUAAAAUGGCUAGUGAGUGUGAAGAUGUACCUCUGGUUAUUGGAAAUGAAGAAAUUAAAACAGAUUUAUGUAGAUACCAAGUUAUGCCACAUAAUCAUAAAGUAAAGGUUGCAAAAUAUUAUUGGGCAACACCUGAUCUAGUCAAAAAGGCAAUAGAUGUUGCUGUGAAGGCACAGCGUGAGUGGGAAAAGUGUCCCUUUGAACAACGCUUAGAAAUCUGGUUAAGGGCAGCUGAUUUAAUGGCAGCAAAAUACAGACAGAAAUUAAAUGCUGCUACAAUGCUUGGACAGAGCAAAAGUGUUAUUCAAGCAGAAAUUGAUAGUGCAGCAGAAUUAAUUGAUUUCUUUAGAAUGCAUGGGUAUUUUGCCAAAGAGGCUUUAAAAUAUCAACCAAUAUCACCUAAUUCUAAAGAGACAUUAAAUUCAAUGAGAUAUAGAGGAAUGGAUGGUUUUGUUGCAGCAGUAUCUCCCUUCAACUUUACUGCCAUUGGUGGUAAUCUUAGCUAUACCCCUGCUUUAAUGGGUAAUGCAGUGCUUUGGAAGCCAUCUGAUACAGCUUUACUUUCUAACUGGUGGAUUUUUAAAAUAUGUAAAGAGGCUGGUGUACCACCAGGUGUAGUCAAUUUUGUUCCAUGUGAAGGUCCCGUUUUUGGUGAUACUAUAACUGCUUCACCUUACUUAUCCGGGAUAAAUUUUACUGGAUCAGUUCCAACGUUUAAUCGUUUAUGGAUGCAAAUUGGUAAAAAUCUGGGGAAGUAUAAGAAUUAUCCCAAAUUAAUAGGCGAAUGUGGUGGAAAAAAUUAUCAUUUUGUACACAUGAGCGCUGAUGUGGAGUCAGUUAUUAAUGGGACCAUAAGAAGCGCUUUUGAAUUUAAUGGUCAAAAAUGUUCAGCUUGUAGUAGAAUGUAUGUUCCAGAAUCCUUAUGGCCAAAGAUAAAAGAAGGCCUUUUAUCGAUUCGUGACACACUUAAAAUUGGUGACGUUAGAGAUUUUACCGUGUUCGCUGGAGCCGUUAUAGAUGCUACUGCAUUUAAAAGAAUUUCUGGUUAUAUCGAACAUGCAAAAAAAUCAUCUAAUUUAGAGGUUAUCGGUGGUGGCAAAUACGAUGAUUCGAUCGGAUAUUUUAUUGAUCCGACAAUAGUAGUAACAAAAGAUCCCAAAGAUAAAAUAAUGACAGAGGAAAUAUUUGGACCUGUUUUAACAAUAUACGUUUACAAAGAUUCAAAUCUCGAUGAAACAAUGAAAUUGGUAGAAUCCUCGACACCUUAUGCUCUAACUGGAUCGAUAUUCUCACAAGACGAAAAAUGGGCGAGAAGAGCUCUUGAAGAAUUUAAGUAUACAGCUGGUAAUUUCUAUAUUAAUGAUAAAUCAACGGGCUCGGUUGUUGGUCAACAACCGUUUGGUGGUAGUAGAAUGUCUGGAACAAAUGAUAAAGCUGGCGGUCCUCAUUAUGCUCUUCGCUGGGCAUCGCCACAGUCAAUCAAAGAAACGUUUGUUCCUUUGCGCGAAUACGAUUAUUCGUAUAUGAAGUCUUAGAUGUAAGUAUUAUUAAAAGCUUGCAGUUAUAAUGUGAAGAUACAUAUACUGAUGCAGUAGCAUCUUAUACUACAAACUGAAAAAUGCAAAUUUUUUGGAUUGUUCGGCAAGAACUAAUGAAAUAUCUUCAUGCAUUCCUUUACGUGAAUUCAAGGAAUUCGCGUAUAAGGCGCUAUUUGCACUCACAAUGCAAGUGAUAUGGGCUUUGUAGAAAUUUAUACUAUAAAGCAAACUGCUUAAACACGAAGUAAUUCACGAAAAAGAUAGUUGAUUUUCAGAAAAAAGCAAGUAUUCAGUAGUUGGUAUGUAUACCAACUGAACAGUAUUUUGUGUUUUUAAUAAGUAUGUUUGUCAAUUUAAUAUUACGUAGCAUACAAAAAAAGACAAACAUAAAAAUAAAUAUUUCUAAACUACUUUUAAAGUAGUCGCGACAUAAAUGCAAGUCCAUCUUAAUAUUUGCUGCCAAUAGAUAACAUUAAUAUUCUGCAAGUUGCAGCGUGUAGAGUCUAUAUAUUAAGAUCAAGUGUUUCAGUACAAUAAUAUUUUAAUAUCUCAGGAAUUACUAUAUGUGGUUGCAAACAAAGAGGCAUUUUUUUGAUCAUACAUUACAGUGAUAUAUGAAAUUUUAUAACAAUAUUAUUCAAGUAUGGUGAUCGAGAUACAUAACAUCUGGGAGUGUGUUUGAAGAUUGUGAUAAAUACGUACUAGUUAGAAAAACCAUUCGCUGUGUUUUUCGGACUUUACUUUUUUAUAUUCUUAUAGAGAGAUCAUUUACAAUGACUGAUAUUAUGUUAACGCGCAGCGUGAAACAUUCAUUUUACUGUGUAACUCACAAGACAAUAUGUAGACGCGGGACGAACACAGUAAAAUGUAAAAGUUACCCUUAAAUUAUGUUAUCAAGCCUGAUCGUCGAUCGUUUAGGCACGUUAUUGUUGACAGUGUGAUUGAGAUAAAACAUCUUGCAAAUCGAGCAGUGACUACUAAUUAAAUAUACAAUAAUAUGUUAGAUGUUGUGGCUGAUGUUAUAAUGUAAUUUAUUUUAAGUGUACCAUAGCAAUAAAAACACUAUACAAUUA